Molecule: messenger RNA, 2433 nt
Organism: Auxenochlorella protothecoides
Lineage: Eukaryota; Viridiplantae; Chlorophyta; Trebouxiophyceae; Chlorellales; Chlorellaceae
Product: Potassium transporter 26
Exons: 21
Coding region: 1-2433 (810 amino acids)
Biological process (GO): potassium ion transmembrane transport
Cellular component (GO): membrane
Molecular function (GO): potassium ion transmembrane transporter activity
Source: RefSeq, a predicted model, not a curated record
AUGGCUUCCCCGCCGGUGGCGUACGAGGUGGACAAGUCCGGCCACGACAAGGAGCAGCUGUCGGGAGUCUGGGAGCGUGAUACGGACCUGGACGCUCGAGUUGCCAUGGCCCAGAACAGGAUUUUCUGGUACCUGACCAUCAUUGUGCUGAUCAAGUACGUAACAUUUGCCCUACGUGCCGACGACAACGGAGAAGGUGGUACAUUCGCGCUGUACGCCAUCAUAAGCCGCGCCUGCAACCUGAGGUCUGGCGGCGCGACCCACACCUCCGACUUUGAGCUCUCAGGCUACGACCCCCUGGCAUCGGCCACCGCUCCCCAGGGCUCAGACGUGGCACCCGCCCCAAAUGCGAAUGUGAAAGUGAGGAGCGGCGCCAAUGCGCGUGUCAAGAGGGCGCUGGCCACGAGCUCUUUCCUGCAGGUUCUCCUGCUCUCCAUCACACUGUCUGCUGUGUGCCUCAUCCUGAGCGAUGGCGUGCUCACCCCCGCGAUCUCGGUCGUGUCGGCGGCGCAGGGCAUCCAGUACCAGUCCAACAUAUCCAACGGCGAGUUAGGGUCUGUUGGGUGCACCUUGAGAGAUCUCAUGUGGAUUGCGACGGAGGGCAGGGUCGAUGCUGUGGUGGGGAUUAGCAUCGGUAUCAUUGUCAUCAUCUUCUCAGUUCAGCAGUUUGGCACCAAGAAGAUCAGCUACCUCUUUGCUCCUGUCACCACCAUCUGGUUCCUCGCCAUCGCGGCCGUAGGCCUGUACAAUAUCUUCAAAUUCAGGCCCGCAGUUUUCGCAGCCAUCUCGCCACACUACCUGUACUACUACUGGAAGGCUGGUGCUCAUGAGGCAUGGGUGAAGCUGGGGGGCGUCACCCUGGCUCUCACCGGCGCGGAGGCGCUGUUUGCCGACCUGGGUCACUUCAAUGCUCCGGCGAUCCGGACCAGCUUCAUCGCGUUCGUCUACCCCUCCCUGGUGUGCGCCUACCUGGGUCAAACGGCCUUCAUCAUCCACGACCGCUCGGCGGCGCCCACCGCCUUCUGGUCUUCCGUGCCCAAGCCGAUCUACUGGCCCAUGGUGGUCAUUGCCACUCUCGCGGCCAUUCUCGCAUCUCAGGCCAUGAUCACAGGCUGUUUCUCCAUCGUGCAGCAGGCCGUGGCCCUAAACUGCUUCCCAAGGGUCACCAUUCGGCACACCGAGGCGACGCACCGGGGGCAGAUCUAUGCCCCACAAGUCAACUGGGUGCUGAUGGCAGGGACGGUGAUCGUCAUCGGCAUAUUCCAGACCGGGCCCGGCAUCGGCGCAGCCUACGGUCUGGCCGUGGUUUCCACCUUCUUCCUCACCACCUCCCUCCUGUCACUGGUCAUGCUCGUGGCAUGGGAGUGGAACGUGGGCUGGGUGCUCCUCUUCUGGCUGCCGCUCUCUACGCUGGAGGGCAUGCUCCUCUCCGCCAACGCCCUCAAGGUUCCCGAUGGCGCAUGGUUCCCCUUGGGCGUCACAGCGAUCCUCGUGACCAUCCUCGCCACCUGGACCUAUGGCCAGAAGCUGAAGAGGGGGUACCAGGACCAGCACCGCUCCUACCUGCUCGACCUCCUCCAGCCCGCCGAUGGGCCAGGGGCCGGGCCCACCCAGGCCCUGCAGCUGGCGGGGUCCAGGCAGCGGCUGGGCGUCGCGCCCGGCAUCGGCCUGUACUACACCGAGAGCCUGGCGGGCGUGCCCCCCGUCCUGGCCUUCCUCCUCCCCCGCAUCCCUGCCAUCCACGAGGUGACCGUCUUCCUGACCGUGCGCCACGUCCCCCUCCCCACAGUCCACGCCUCGGAGCGCCUGCUGCUCAGGAAGCUGCACUACCAGGGUUUCUACCACGCUGUCGUGAGGUACGGCUACAUGGAAGCUGUGGACCACGACAAGCAGUUUGUCGACACCUUGGUGCAGGAGCUGCUGGACUUCCUGUCCCCGGAGGUGAUCAAGGAGUCCGAGGCGGCGGCGGCGGACGAGGGCUCGCCCUCCGACGUCACCCUGGGGUCCGCCACGGGCCGCGCUCGUCGCAGCCUGGCCGCAGCCGCCAAGGCCAUCGCGGCGGCCCAUCGCGCCGCGACGGCACUCAAGGCCGUGGAUGAGGACGCCUCCACCAAGCAGGCGGGCAAGGCGCUGGUGGGGCAGGACGGCAAGGACACUCCAGGCCUGGCCCUGCAUGUGGAGGAGAGGGAGGGCGCACCCUCCCCCUGGGUCCAGCAGCCCUCACAGUUCAGGGCCUCGCUGAGGAAGAGGCGCGGCGCCAGCCUGUCGGCCGACACAUUCCCCACAAAUGCCCCCGCCCAGAGCGAGCAGGCACUGGCGUUUGUGGUGGAGACCAUGUACGGCGUCCUCUCCAGGAACAUUCAGAGCACCGCCCAGACGUACCGCCUGGACCCCGAUGCCGCGGUGGAGGUGGGGAUCAACAUGAGGGUCUAG